AGGUUCUCACUCGCUCCCCGAACAGCCUGCGGCGCCGGAGACAAAGCGGCAGCGACCCGCCCUGCGCUUUCGUUUUCCGCCCGCGCUCGGCUCCAUCGGCUGCCCGCCCGCUCGCGCCGGGCUGGGCGAGUCCGAAAAGUCCCGGGCGCGGCGCAGUCCUUCCCGGGGCGGGGAGAGUGGGUAGGCGGUCCCUCGCGGGAACACACGCCCGCCGGCCGCGGGGACCCGUAGCCGAACCGGCUGCGUCCGCGAUGGUCACGACCCGGCGGCCACGGCCGCCACUGCAGUUGCGAUUUGCCACCGAGCAGUACGCGUCGGGGAAGGCCCGGGAUCCGGGGUGCGUUUUCCUCCGCGCGGGCCGGGCAGGGAAGGCGGGGGGCCUGCGCGCAGCUGGGCUGAACCGCGGGCCGAGGGCGCUUUAACACUUGCUCGCCAGGUUGGUGGAGGCGGGGCGGGUUCUGCAGGCGGACGCUGGGAGGCGAAGGUGGGGGCCCUUUAAGCGCCCACCACCGCGGGGGCCGGAGGGGGGCAGGGAGGGGAGGGAACUCCUGGAGGGUCUUACGCCGGCCCGCGAGACGCCGCCGAGAGACAAGGCAGAGAGGGCGGCCUCGGCUGGAGUCGUGGAGCCGAGCGCCGCGGGUGGUGGGGACCGAGCGCUGCUCCCCGCGGGGGCGCACGGCCACCGGCCCGAGAGGUGGUGCCUCCCCCGCAAAACCGGUGGGGGGCUUCCUAGCGGCCUCCGCCCAGGCUGCAGAGAGCCUUCUCUCAGCCUCUGCUCGGCUCCUUCCCUUGUGGGAGGGCGAGAGGGAAAGAGGGAGGAGAGUAGGUGGGGGGAGGAGGCAGCUGGAGAGAGAGGGGGCUCUGCGCCAACCGCCCGCGGAUCCAUCAGCUCCUCGGGGAGGACGAGCGAGCGAGCGAGCGAGCGGGCGGGGGAGGGCGCGCCGAGGCUCGCUCGGGAGAAGUGGCCGCCGAUGACGGCAGAGGUGCAGCCAGCCCCGCGCGCGCAGCCCCCUCCCCCUUGCCCUCCUCCCCCUCCCCCUCCUCUUCCUCCUCCUCCUCCUCCUCCCGGCUCUUCGGCGGCGCAGAGCAGCAGCGGCAGCGGCGGCGGCGGCAGCAGCCACCCGAUGUCUUCGGCGCCCGAGAAGCAGCAGCCACCGCACGGCGGCGGCGGGGGAGGCGGCGCGGCCAUGGACCCCGCGUCGUCCGGCCCGUCCAAGGCCAAGAAGACCAACGCCGGCAUCCGGCGCCCCGAGAAGCCGCCCUACUCGUACAUCGCGCUCAUCGUCAUGGCCAUCCAGAGCUCGCCCACCAAGCGCCUGACACUCAGCGAGAUCUACCAGUUCCUGCAGAGCCGCUUCCCCUUCUUCCGCGGCUCCUACCAGGGCUGGAAGAACUCGGUGCGCCACAACCUCUCGCUCAAUGAGUGCUUCAUCAAGCUGCCCAAGGGCCUCGGGCGGCCGGGCAAGGGCCACUACUGGACCAUCGACCCGGCCAGUGAGUUCAUGUUCGAGGAGGGCUCCUUUCGGCGGCGGCCGCGCGGCUUCCGAAGGAAAUGCCAGGCGCUCAAGCCCAUGUACAGCAUGAUGAACGGGCUCGGCUUCAACCACCUCCCGGACACCUACAGCUUCCAGGGCUCCGCCGGCGGCCUCUCGUGCCCGCCCAACAGCCUGGCGCUGGAGGGAGGUCUGGGCAUGAUGAACGGCCACUUGCCGGGCAACGUGGACGGCAUGGCUUUGCCCAGCCACUCGGUGCCCCACCUGCCCGCCAACGGUGGCCACUCGUACAUGGGCAGCUGCGGCGCCGCGGCGGCCGGCGAGUACCCGCACCACGACAGCUCGGUGCCUGCUUCCCCACUGCUGCCCGCGGCCGCCGGUGGGGUCAUGGAGCCCCACGCCGUCUACUCAGGCUCGGCGGCCGCCUGGCCGCCCUCCGCCUCCGCGGCGCUCAACAGCAGCGCCUCCUACAUCAAGCAGCAGCCCCUGUCCCCCUGCAACCCCGCGGCCAACCCCCUGUCCGGCAGCCUCUCCACGCAUUCCCUGGACCAGCCGUAUCUGCACCAGAACAGUCACAACACCCCAGCAGAGCUGCAAGGCAUCCCGCGGUAUCACUCGCAGUCGCCCAGCAUGUGUGACCGAAAGGAGUUCGUCUUCUCUUUCAACACAAUGGCAUCCUCGUCCAUGCACUCAGCCGGCGGCGGCUCUUACUACCACCAGCAGGUCACCUACCAAGACAUCAAGCCGUGCGUGAUGUGAGGCCACAGCCCCCGGGGCCCUCUGGGCAGGGGCUGGCCGAGCACUGGGACUUCGGAACCCAUCGCCAGAAACUGCUUUAUUUUCGAGGUAUAACCGUCGGCAGAAGAAAAGGGUUUGACCCCUCCCCGACCGGAUUAUUCGGGAAAGGAAUCCCCGAGGCAACGACGGAGCCCCGCUGUCGGCACCUCCCCGCCACCCGCUCAACAGUUUCUUUAAAAUGGUGGUGGUGGGGCCUGAUCUGACUGCAGCUGUUGAAAAAUAAGUAUCUAUUUUUGAUCCUAUUGAAACCGGCUGAGAAGGUGCUGUGUUGGGGAAAAACCCUCAACAUCUAAACAAGCAUUCUGCUGAGGUCUCUCCCCCUCUUCCCCUCCAAUGGCAAAAGUCGGGGAAGGAGAAAGGCAAACGUGUGAGACCGUCAUUAUCAAAUACUUUUAUUUUUUGGUUGAGUAUUUAUCUUUUUAUUUUUAAUUUUUUUUUGAAAGAAUGUCUUGGAAUGCGCGUCUCCUUUCAGAGCCAUCUUUUGCAGGGAAGGGGGGGGCAAGAAAUCGCCUUCUCCCUCCCCACCUCAGAAGUCCUCCAAUCAACCACAGGUGGAUCCUUGUGCGAAUAACUUGCAUUUCUGAAGCCACUGCUCGUCUUAGGAAAGAAACCAGAAGGAGCCCAGAAGUGGCGGUUCUCGGGCCUCUGCUGCCGUCCCCCUCCGCCUUCCUCUCCAUCCUUCUCUUCAGUGUUUUUGGUUUGGUUUCUAACUUUAUUUUGACUUUUUUGGUCGGUGUUUUUCUCCCGAGACCUGGCUGUCUCCUGAUCUCUACUGUAAACCUUCUGGUGGGAGAGUGAGGAAAACACGGCGCCGCGGGGACCGGGAAGGCCCGCUGAGCGCUCGGAUUCAGGAUUGCGGUGACGCAGAAAGGUUAAGGCACUUUUAAAAAAACGAUAGCAAGGCUCAUCCUGUUAUUUAUUCUACUUUCUUUCCCUAAUAAUCGAAACACCGCAUAGGCUCCUCCGUUUAUCAGUAUUAAUGGUGUAACUUUGUUGGCAAUAUUUGCCGCGUAGAUUUUUUUUUUAGGUAUCCAUUGUAAAUUUGAAACUAAGUCCGAUCUGUGUAAAGACAAAUUUCCAUAUGUUUUAUAUAAAUAAAUAAAUAUAUAUAUAUAUAAAAUGAAGGCCCCCCCCUUUUUUUUUUAGCAUUUUGGCUGCUGGGGUGCAGCGUUUGUGACACGUAUUUUAAAUUUCCUUCUGCACUGUAUAAAAAUGACAAUUUGAGGAUGUUUUUGCCUUUUGUGUAUUUUUUCCUAAAAAAGAACAAAAAUAAAAAUGUAUAACAUUUGUACAUGGCCUUUAAUAUUGUAUCAACUAGAAAUAAAAUCGCAUGAGUAUU
Messenger RNA from Orcinus orca (killer whale), 3630 nucleotides. It is a transcript of the gene FOXF1, whose product is annotated as forkhead box F1. The transcript has 2 exons. Gene Ontology annotation, molecular function: DNA-binding transcription factor activity, RNA polymerase II-specific; RNA polymerase II cis-regulatory region sequence-specific DNA binding. Bases 972 to 2252 code for a protein of 426 amino acids. The record is from RefSeq and is a predicted model, not a curated record. NCBI's taxonomy places the organism in Eukaryota, Metazoa, Chordata, Mammalia, Artiodactyla, Delphinidae. Gene Ontology annotation, cellular component: nucleus. Gene Ontology annotation, biological process: animal organ morphogenesis; regulation of transcription by RNA polymerase II.